UACCCUAAAGCCUCAAACACUUAGACAAAGAAUGGCUGAAGAAACAACAACCGGAAAUGAAGAAACAAGUGAAGAAAGUCAGGAAGAUGAAAAUCAAGAUAUUUGGGAACAGCAGCAAAUGAGGAAAGCAGUUAAAAUCAUAAAGGGAAGAAACAUUGAUCUUUCUCACAGUAGUGAAUUUCAAACAGUGAAGAAGUUUGAUACUUCCAUUUCAUUUCCACCAGUAAAUUUAGAAAUUAUAAAGAAGCAAUUAAAUAGUAGAUUAACAUUACUACAGGAUACUCACCGCUCACAUCAGAGGGAAUAUGAAAAAUAUGUAGAAGAUGUCAAGAGCUCAAAGAAUACCAUCCAGAACCUAGAAAAUUCAUCAAAUCAAGCUCUAAAUUUUAAAUUCUAUAAAAGCAUGAAAAUUUAUGUGGACAAUUUAAUUGACUGUCUUAAUGAAAAGAUUAUCAACAUCCAAGAAAUAGAAUCAUCCAUGCAUGCACUCCUUUUAAAACAAGCCAUGACCUUUAUGAAACGCAGGCAAGAUGAAUUAAAACAUGAAUCAACGUAUUUACAACAGUUAUCACGCAAAGCUGAGACAUCAACAAAUGGAAGCUUGGCUAUAGAUGAAAAAACUCAAUGGAUUUUAGAAGAAAUUGAAUCUCGAAGGGCACAAAGAAGACAAGCAAGGGCACUUUCUGGGAAUUGUGAUCAUCAGGAAGGGACAUCUAGUGAUGAUGAACUAUCUUCAGCAGACAUGGCUGACUUCCAAAAAAGUCAAGGUGACAUUUUACAGGAUCAUAAGAAGAUCUUUGAAGAUGUGCAUGAUGAUUUUUGUAAUAUCCAGAAUAUUUUGUUAAAAUUUCAACAAUGGCGAGAAAAGUUUCCUGAUUCUUACUAUGAAGCUUUCAUUGGUUUAUGCAUACCAAAGCUUUUAAAUCCCCUAAUACGAGUUCAGUUGAUUGAUUGGAAUCCUCUUAAGUUUGAUUCCAUAGGUUUAAAACAGAUGCCAUGGUUCACAUCUAUAGAAAAAUUUAUAGAUAAUAGUAUGGAAGAUUCAAAGAAGGAAGAUAGUUCUGAUAAGAAAAUCUUGUCUGCUGUCAUCAACAAAACAAUUAUUCCACGACUUACAGACUUUGUAGAAUUCAUAUGGGAUCCUUUGUCAACCUCACAGACAACAAGUUUAAUAGCUCACUGCAGGAUGAUUCUUGAAGAACAUUCCACUUGUGAGAAUGAAGUUAGUAAAGGCAAACAGGACUUACUUAAAUCCAUUGUUUCAAGAAUGAAGAAAGCAAUAGAAGAUGAUGUUUAUAUUCCUCUGUAUCCAAAAAGUGCUGUAGAAAACAAAACAUCACCACAUUCAAAGUUCCAAGAAAGACAAUUCUGGUCAGCUCUAAAGAUAGCAGCAUAUUUACCAGAAAAAUGGUUUGAAAAUUCUGCUAUGAGAACAUCUAUUUCCCAGCUAGAAAACUUCAUCCAGUUUUUAUUGCAGUCUGCACAUAAACUAUCUAGAAGUGAAUUCAGGGAUGAAGUCAAAGAAAUAAUUCUUAUUCUGGUGAAAAUAAGAGCUUUAAAUCAAGCAGAAUCCUUCAUAGAAGAGUAUCACCUAGACCAUCUUAAACCAGUAAUUAACCAAGUUUGAGUAAACUUGAUAGGGAAGUACUAAAGUAGAUUUUAGUACAGUCACACUCUGCUCCUUUGCUGGGGCGAAAAAGCUGGUGCUUCUUUAUUCCUAGUAAUGGAGGCGAGGAUUUGAAAACAAAACAAAACACGGGUUUCAUCCCUUCACUCCGUUUCAGGAAAGGCUGCCCUCCUGAUUCUGUGGAAAUUAAGCACAUGGGCAGUUAAGAGUUUAACAUAUGUAUUUCCCUUUGAUUCUUGUGGCAGCUUUUCCAAUUUAAGAGAGGGGUUGGUGAGACCUUGCUUGUAGCUGCUUUGACUUUAGCGAGUCCUCUGUCCUGAUCCACAAAAAUGCCUUUUAGUUCUCUUCAUUUUAAUUAUUUGAAAGUGUAAAUCAAAAGCUUUAUUUACAAAUCAGUUUAAAUGGAAAUCUUAAUUGGAAUGAAUGAAUUAUUUGUUAAGUAUUAACUGAUUACGGCUUUUUAAGGCUUUGAUAACUAAUGAUGAUCAAAUUGUCCUUCAGAAAUAUAUACCAAUGUAUUGUACCAACACAAAUGCAAGAGAGGCCAAGGAAUCCCCCAGCAAUCAUUUUUUAACUCUGCAAAUUAAAUAGGUGAAAUUAUCUUAUUUGAAUUAUGUGUUUGGGCUAUUAGAGAGUGAAUACUUGUUUUUUGGCCAUUUGUAAUUCUUUUUGACAUGUUCAUUCAUUGUUUUCCUAUGGAUUUAUGAGAGCUUCAUAUAUUUAAAGAUAAUGUUUUGCAUGUCCUGUGUCAGUUGCCAUUUUUCAUUUAAUUUUGUGUAUAUUUUGGUAUAAUAAGGCAUUACUUGUUGGGUAGUUUUUGUCGGAAAAAGCCAAUUUAGAUAAAAAAAAAAUAGGUAUUUUAAGUAUCAGACCAUGUAAUUCAUUUCCUGGAUAAAAUAUUUGUAUAAUUAAGAAAAUCUGAGGCAAAGGUUAGAGUUGAAUCUUUUUCAAAGUAGAGAUUACUAAUAAUAUUUCUUAAAUCUAUUUGUAAAAUAACUCAGUGGCAACCCUAAAGAUUAUCAGGGAAAAAAUGGAUUUUUUUGUAGGAUUUCAGCAUUUGACCUCUGACACUGUCACCCCUAACUU
Molecule: messenger RNA, 2713 nt
Organism: Myotis lucifugus (little brown bat)
Lineage: Eukaryota; Metazoa; Chordata; Mammalia; Chiroptera; Vespertilionidae
Gene: GCFC2
Product: GC-rich sequence DNA-binding factor 2
Exons: 14
Coding region: 32-1627 (531 amino acids)
Biological process (GO): mRNA splicing, via spliceosome
Cellular component (GO): nucleus
Molecular function (GO): DNA binding
Source: RefSeq, a predicted model, not a curated record